This is a messenger RNA of Oncorhynchus gorbuscha (pink salmon), 1360 nucleotides long. It is a transcript of the gene rec114, whose product is annotated as REC114 meiotic recombination protein. The transcript is spliced from 6 exons. NCBI's taxonomy places the organism in Eukaryota, Metazoa, Chordata, Actinopteri, Salmoniformes, Salmonidae. The record is from RefSeq and is a predicted model, not a curated record. Bases 103 to 798 code for a protein of 231 amino acids.
CAGAAACCCAAUCUACAGGCGUGACUCAUGAAUUUCUGAUAUAUAAACUCUUCUGAGAUAUAUAAUAACAAUAAUAUAUAUAUAUUAGAAUUGUUUUUACAAAUGGCAACUGUACAUAAAUCUAUAUGGAGGUUGAAACGCUUUGGACGUUUUUUGCCUGGGACCAAAGAAGACGGCGGUAAUCCAUGGAAGAUGUUUGAGCCCAGUGAAAGCGCGGGUGAAUUGGUGCUCACCAUUGUGGAAUCUGGUCAUAUGUUGGUGUCCCAAGGCCACGAUCUUCUGGAUGGGUUUUCCUUACUUGAUGCUCCAAGCUACCUCAAAGUUCAGCAGAAAUCAGAUACCCUGCUGUUCCGUCUGACUGUUAAGGGGGAGAGCCGUCUGAUCAGGAUGCAGUUCAGUGGCAGCAGGGCUGAGGCCCUAGAGGAGUGUAGCAGUGCAGUACUCAGACUGAAGGAGUACCUGCCUGUCACCACACAGGGGGAGGCACCACCACCACCACUCAGCUGCCCCCCAACACCCAAUCAGCCCCCUACCAAGACCACUGCACAGAAUCAACAGGCGGGUGCUGGGGAGGCUAUGGCUACUGAACCGGAGGUCGUCCAGGGCUCUUUAUCCAUCAAACGUCUUACCCAGCACUUCCUGGGCGAGCAUGGUCUGUCCUUGCCCCUGGUGUACCGCCACAGUGCUCUGUCCCGUGGGGAGCUGGAGCCCUUUGUCCGCCUGUGUCUCUUGGACCCCAGCUUCCCUGCCUUGGUGGAGGAGGUGGAGGGGGAGCUGAGGAGGGUGCUCCAGGACUGAGGAGCUGAAGCUCAUCAACACAAACAGCAGAGAGAGACAGGUCAACUCACUACACACGGUACACAUGUGGGAGGUGGGUUGUGGAAGAGUUGGGGGAUGUGUUGUUCUUCAUGCUGCUGAUUUUGUAAAUGUGUGCUGGAACAUAGUGACCAUUGUGUUGUAUGAGGAUAUUUAAACUGGCACAAAUGUUGCGGUUUCUAGAAAUGAUUUUCGAGGCAAAGAAACUAAAUGUAUUUUGGAGCCUUUUAUUUUCAAAAAUGUAUUGGUCUCGUAUGUUAUUGGUCUGAUGUUUUAUUGUGGCUAGAGAUACCGAAGCUCCUUCCAUUUCCAGCCUAAUGUCGGUCCAUUUGCACUGCAAUACACAUGGAUACACUGUAUUUAUAGGACAGGAGUCAUGCAGCUACAGCAGUGCAUUUUGCUAUUCCAGCUUCCAAGUGAUCCCACAAUAUUAAAGCUUCACUGAGAAAAACAAACUACCCCCAAUAUAUCUAUAUAUGAAUACAUAUUGCAUAGGAUAAUAGCCAUGCUGUACAAUUUCAGAAAAAUAAAAAUGAAUGAAUUA